Molecule: messenger RNA, 838 nt
Organism: Talpa occidentalis (Iberian mole)
Lineage: Eukaryota; Metazoa; Chordata; Mammalia; Eulipotyphla; Talpidae
Product: protein cornichon homolog 1-like
Exons: 1
Coding region: 65-499 (144 amino acids)
Biological process (GO): vesicle-mediated transport
Source: RefSeq, a predicted model, not a curated record
CCCAGAGGGCCGUGCGCCGCCUUUCUCCGCCGGCCCGGGCGCCGCUCCCCGCUCCUCCCCGGCCAUGGCGUUCACGUUCGCGGCCUUCUGCUACAUGCUGGCGCUGCUGCUCACCGCCGCGCUCAUCUUCUUCACCAUCUGGCACAUUAUAGCAUUUGAUGAGCUGAAGACUGAUUACAAGAAUCCUAUAGACCAGUGUAAUACCCUGAAUCCUCUUGUACUUCCAGAGUACCUCAUCCAUGCUUUCUUCUGUGUCAUAUUUCUUUGUGCAGCAGAGUGGCUCACACUGGGUCUCAAUAUGCCCCUCUUGGCAUAUCAUAUUUGGAGGUAUAUGAGUAGACCCGUGAUGAGUGGACCAGGACUCUAUGACCCUACGACCAUCAUGAACGCAGAUAUUCUAGCAUAUUGUCAGAAGGAAGGAUGGUGCAAAUUAGCUUUUUAUCUUCUAGCAUUUUUUUACUACCUAUAUGGCAUGAUCUAUGUUUUGGUGAGCUCUUAGAACAACACACUGAAGAAUUGGUCCAGUUAACUGCAUGCAAAACGCCACCAAAUGAAGGGAUUCUAUCCAGCAAGAUCCUGUUUCCAAGAAUAGCCUAUGGAAUCUGAUCAGUUACUUUAAAAAAUGACUCCUUAUUUUUUAAAUGUUUCCACAUUUUUGCUUGUGGAAAGACUGUUUUCAUAUGUUAUACUCAGAUAAAGUAUUUAAAUGGAAUUACAUAUAAAUUAAUAUAAAAUGAUUACCUCUGAUGUUGACAGGUUUGAACUUGCACUCCUUAAGGAACAGCCAUAAUCCCUUGAAUGAUUGCAUUAAUUAUUGACUGUCCUUAGUCCAUUGGAA